GUCUCGGCCCCUCGGCCCAGUUCACAGGCCACUGCUUGGUUCCCUCCGCAGCCCUCGGGCAGGCGCUCUCAGCGGGCAGCGUGGGUCCCUCCCGAGGGGAGGACUGAGUCAGGCCAGGGGGCGCGUCCGAGCUGCUUCCUCAAAGUAUAAAAGCAGGGCCCUUGGUGCGGCAGGGCUUGGACAUGCGCCCUGUGGCCCUGGGGUCCCCAGCUGGGCACCGCUUCACACCUGGCCCCGGCUGUUCCGCUCCAUGGACCAGGCCUGUGGCCAGUCCCCCGCCAGGGCCCCCCAGUCACCGGUCAUCGGCGGGGGGGGGGGAGCUGCUGCCUCACUGCGCUGCCCCCGCGGCCCCUCCUGGGCUUCAGGGCUUCCUGGGCCGCUGAGCAGAGGCGUGGCCUGUCAGCUCACCUUUCCUGAGGCCCAGCCACGCCCACCUAGAGCGGGCCUCCACACUAAGCCCGUGUCCCGCAAGACCCUCUCUGCCCACAUGUGACUCCAGUCAGCACGGCCCGGCACCCACCCAGGCCACAGGGCCAUCCGCCAGGGCCUCCUGGGUGCCAGAGAGAGCAGGCAGACAUCCUGGAAGUGCCUGCUCGGGGCCCAGAGCAGAGCGGGGCGUCUUCUCCGGAAUUCAAGGCGGCAGGAGAGCUGCCCUGGGGCGCUCGGGCCAGCGCCGCACGCUCUGCACUCACGUCAGCGUCCACCUUGGAGCCAGGCGGCCAUCGGUUUUCCUCUCGCGGUGUCUCCGCUCCUCCCCGCCGGAGCCUGGAGCACACAGCUCUUCAAUGCCAUGCGGCGAGCCGACGACCCCUCCCAAGAGCCUCCCACCCAGCACAGCCGGGGGAGCUCCUACCCGAGGGGCACACAGCGUGACCACGGGGUGGCUGAGCCUUCCCAGGGCUGGAAGUUGGCGAGUCUGGGAGAACGUCUUCUUGAGAGAUAAUUAUUGGAACCCAGAGAGGGUCUUGGAAGAAAACUAUCAGUUCUUCUAUGCACAGGAACAUCUGUGAUGAGUGACAGUCACUCCAGUUGAGGAUCAAGGAAGAGAGGGGGCUCUAGAGACAGCUGAGCCCUCAGAAACGGGUGCGAGUGGGACAGAACCGCAAAACGGCUCCGUGCCCUGGGCCUCCCCUGGAGACAAAACCGCUACUUCCACGUCCAGCAGCCCCGAGCAGGGCUCGCCCCGCCUGCCCCGUUGGAGGUGGCCGCCCUAUCACCAUGCCCUUCUGAUGGGCCAGCUUGAGGUCAGUGGCAGUGCCGCUGCCCAGGUACCACAGGGGGACGCCAGCUUGUCUGACCAUGAACCUCUGGCCUUGGGGCCUUAGCCUGGUUCCCUCCAGAGGGCAAGGCCACUGGGGUCCGAGAAGGGACCCUCUGUGCUGCAGAAGUGGUGACCUCGGCUUUGCUCCCUUAAAGGCUCCCCUCAGCCCCGGUGCCCCACGUGCGGCGGGUGGGCAGGGAGGCCUGAGAGCUUCCCCAUCACACAAAGCAGCAGCCCCGGCAGGCCUCGCGCAGGCCAGCUCGUUCAUCGGGCCCAACUGCCCGACUUCCUGGUCCUCUCACGUUCUCUGAAAGAAGCAUGAUUUUUGAGCUCCAGCCUCUCCCAAGGCUACCCUCCUGUGCCGUGCACGCAGCCAAACCUGCAGAGAAAGACCCUGAGCAGGUGCUUCAGUGUCAGGGGCAACGUUCUGAGCCAGCUGAGCCCCCCGCCCCGGCCCACGGAGAUGACCUCCACCCUGGAGUCUCAGGCCGGCGGUGCCCUCCCGUGGGUGAGGUACCCUCCGCUCUGCCAGGCUGGCCGCCCUCCUCUCUCCUCUCCGCUGCUGGCCCCAAGCCUGGAACCACCCUGGCCCGAAGCUAAAGACCUCUCCAUCCCCUCGAACAAGACUGGCCAGAUGCCUGCUGCAUAGCAUCCACGCCGGGACCAGGCAGGGGAGCGGACGCUGUGAGGCCGCCGUGCUUGCAGGGCCAAGGCUGCUGCUUCAGGAGCAUAAUCAGAAACAAGACAGACAAAACCCUCAGACGGCGGGGAUGCAAAUCACCUUUAGAUCAGUAAUUCACCCCCUUACAGGAGGAACAGGAUAAAGCUGUAACUGGACCACCGUGGACAGCCCGAGGCACGCGCCAGCGCCGGCCUGCGGAGCUGCUUCCCGCUUCUCUGCCGGGCCGGGACACUGGUGCCGACCAGCCCGCUCCCCUGGCCCGGGGCGACACACCGGCCGAGCAGCCCGCCAUGUGGAGCUGCCCACUCAACGGCACGGGCGGCGAGGACCAGCUCCCCUGCCAGCACGUCCAGCGGGCCCUGUCCGCCCUCUCGCUGCUCUACCUGCUUGUCGGCGUCCCCCUCGGCCUCGGCUACAACGCCCUGCUGCUGCUGGCCAACCUGCACGACCCGGGCGGCAUGACCAUGCCCGACGUCUACUUCGCCAACAUGGCCGCGGCCGGCCUGGUCCUCAGCGCCCUGGCGCCUGCGCACCUGCUGGGCCCUGGCGCUGCCGGCUGGGCCGCGUGGGACGUGGGCAGCGAGGUCCACGUCACGCUGCUGGUGCUGUUCAACGUGGCGGCGCUGGUGAGCCUGUACUCCGCGGCGCUGCUGGCCCUCGACUGCUACAUCGAGCGGGCGCUGCCGCGCACCUACAUGUCGAGCGUCUACAACACCAGGCACGUGUGCGGCUUCGUGUGGGGCGGGGCCCUGCUCACCGGCUUCUCCUCCCUGCUCUUCUACGUGUGCAGCCGCGUGGCCGCCAGGCUGGCCGAGUGCUCCCAGGUGCGGGACACGGAGGCGGCCGACGCCAUCAUGCUGCUCAGCGGGUACCUGGUGCCCGGCCUGGCCGCGCUGUACGCGCUCGCGCUCCUCACGCGGAUCCGGAAGGAGGACACGCCGCUCGAGCGGGACGCGGGCCAGCCGGACCCCUCGGCGCACAGGCUGCUGGUGGCCACCGUGUGUGCGCAGUUCGGGCUCUGGACGCCCCACUACCUGACGCUCCUGGGGCGCACGCUCCUGGCUGCGCGGGGGAGGCUAGUGGACGGGCACCACCUGGGGACGCUGCUGCUCGCCAAGGACCUGUCCAGGUUCCUGGCCUUCGCCAGCAGCGCUGUGGUGCCGCUUCUUUACCGCCACAUCGACAGAAACUUCCCCGGCAAACUCCGGCGGCUGAUGAAGAAGCUGCAACGUGGGCACCAGAGCUGCUCCUUGGACGAAGCGGGGGCACAGCCGGCGAUGGCGUAGACGCUGCUCCACGGGCCUCGGCCCGCCGAGGGGCAGACAGCGCGUGGCAGAGGCACAGCCCGCAGUGACCGGGUCCCGUGCCCGCUGCUCCCUCCCUCCCGGGUCUGGCGUCCAGGAGACUUGCUGGCCCUGCAUCACCCGCUCCCUCCCUCCCUCUCCCCAGGAGACCAGGCAGAACCAGGCGAGUCCUCCCAUGAGAAGCCACCCUCAGGCCAAGGCCAUGAUGUCCGAGCAGCAGGUGCCAGGUGUGAGGAUGAGCUGUGCCAUCGGGGCACCUGGCCGCCGGCGGGGUGCGUGCCUGUCUCCUACGGGCACCUUUCAGGUCCACGCCUGCAGCAGCCUGCUUCCCUCAGCCUCAUGUCUGGCUUUCAAAUGAGUGAUGAAAAUCUAUCGCCACUAUUUAUACUUUGUAUUGUUAAAAUACUCCAUCCCCGCACCCUCUUGUUUUGUUGUUUAUGAAGAGACGUUUGGUAGGAAAGUCAGAAGGUAUUAAAAUGAAGGACACACGGAAGCGCGCUCGGAGGGUGGGUGGGUGGUGGGCUCGCGGGGCCGGGGCUGCUGGCGACUUGCGUCCACGUGGACGUGGUGGGAGGAGAGUGAGACGGGGCCUCUCCUGCCCCCAGGUGUGCCCCCGGGUCACGUCCACUGUCGCCGGGCCAGUGUGGGUCUGUCCUAAACAAGGCCCCAGAGUGUGCACGAGAGUAAAUAAACCGCAGGGAGAAAAGUGCUGUUAGGAUUUCUAACCUAACCCGAAAGCCGAUGGGACUGCCCACGGGAAAGGGAUUGGGACGGGCGGGCGUCACCAGGGCCACAAGGGUGCUGCCUGCUCCCGGGACAGACAGACGGACGGUGCAGACCAGACGACCUGACCAGACGGGGCGGGGCGCAGAGGAGCCUCCCUUCCCCCACGCCAAGUCUUCACGAAGAAAUUACCGCCCCACAACCCUCUGACCCUCAGUUCUGAAACCCCCAAACUCCCUAGAAACAAAGAUUCGUUUUUCAAGUUCGCAGCAAAGGUACGAGGGUACCUUUCUGAGGAAAGAUGAAUGUGACGGUGGGCGCUGCCCCAUCCCCUGCGCUUCUGCCACAUAAAUACACGUAUGUUCACUUCUGACCGCCCAGCUGCCCCGAAGAG
Molecule: messenger RNA, 4364 nt
Organism: Physeter macrocephalus (sperm whale)
Lineage: Eukaryota; Metazoa; Chordata; Mammalia; Artiodactyla; Physeteridae
Gene: GPR146
Product: G protein-coupled receptor 146
Exons: 2
Coding region: 2234-3229 (331 amino acids)
Biological process (GO): G protein-coupled receptor signaling pathway
Cellular component (GO): membrane
Molecular function (GO): G protein-coupled receptor activity
Source: RefSeq, a predicted model, not a curated record